Messenger RNA from Apodemus sylvaticus (European woodmouse), 4185 nucleotides. RefSeq names its product T-cell-specific guanine nucleotide triphosphate-binding protein 2-like. The transcript is spliced from 3 exons. Gene Ontology annotation, biological process: defense response; cellular response to interferon-beta. Lineage: Eukaryota; Metazoa; Chordata; Mammalia; Rodentia; Muridae. The coding region runs from base 207 to 2639 and encodes 810 amino acids. The record is from RefSeq and is a predicted model, not a curated record. Gene Ontology annotation, molecular function: GTPase activity; GTP binding. Gene Ontology annotation, cellular component: endoplasmic reticulum membrane.
CCCAGCUUAGAGGAUUCCAGGGAGAUCUACCAGUGACCUUGCUCCAAGGGAAGAGGUGACAUCACAGGAGGGCCACUGGCAUCACUGCUCAGGAGCAGGUACCAUCUACACUUCCGAGGCGUGGGACAGACCUCCUCUUCUACACCCCUCCAAAAGAGGAUCCUGAUUUGACCUCCAGCUUUGGUACAAAUCUUCAGAAUUUCAAGAUGGAAACCAAAAUCCUGUCUCAGGAAUUAAUUGCCUUCAUUGAAUCAUCUCUAGAGAAGGGAAAUCUUCGGGAAACAGUUUCUGCAAUCAGCAGUGCUCUGGGUGACAUUGAGAAAACCCCACUGAACAUUGCAGUGAUGGGAGAGACUGGGACUGGAAAAUCCAGUCUCAUCAAUGCUCUACGGGGAAUAGGGGCUGACGAAGAAGGUGCAGCUGCUACGGGGGUGAUAAGUACAACCACUGAGAAAACAGCAUACUCAUGUGCAAAGUUUCCGAGUGUGACACUAUGGGACUUGCCUGGCAUUGUGUCUUUUGCCUUCCAAUCACAUGAUUAUCUGAAGAAAAUCAAGUUUGAGGACUAUGACUUCUUCAUCAUUGUCUCUUGUCGACGCCUUACCCAAACUGUCGCAGAACUUGCCAAAGCCAUUGUGAAAAUGAAUAGGAGUUUCUAUUUUGUUCAAACCAAAAUAGAUACUGAUCUAAUGAAUGAAGAAAUGUGUAAACCUAAGACAUUCGAUAAAGAGAACACUUUAAAGAAGAGUCUAAAUCCAAUUUCAAGAGCACUUAAGGAAGUCACCCAACAGGAGCCUCCAGUCUUCUUGGUCUCUAACUUUUAUGUGUCUGACUUUGACUUCCCAAAGCUGGAAACCACCCUUCUGAGUGAGCUCCCCGCCUACAAAUGCCACAAGUUCAUGCAUGCUUUGCAAAUUGUUACGGAUUCCGCCAUAGACCAGAAGAGGGAUAUGUUGAAACAAAAGAUCUGGAAGGAAUCCAUAAUGCCAAGAGCAUGGGCUACCAUACCAUUCAGGGGAUUGACCCAAAAUGACCUGGAGAUGUUGGAACAGACUUUGAAUGACUAUAGAUCUUCCUUUGGCCUGGAUGAGGCAUCACUGGGAAACAUCGCUGAGGAUUUGAACAUGACACUGGAGGAACUCAAAGAAAGCAUUAAGUCUCCACAUUUGCUCUCAGAUGAACCAGAUACAUCUUUAACAGAGAAGCUAAUGAAGUACAUUAGAAACCCUUACUUUUCAAAGGUUUUCCACUUGCAAAAUUAUUUUGUUGACACAGUUGCAAGUGAUGUUAAAAUUAUCCUCAGUAAAGAAAAGCUUUUGACAGAGAAGCAUCCUCCACUGCACACAGACAUAUGCAAGCCUUCCUCUAGCACACCCUCUCCUUUAACAGCUCAACUUUUGGCAUUCAGCUUUGAAAAUUUUUUGAAGAAUUUCAAGAAGGAAAGUAACAUCCUCUCCGAGGAAACCAUCACCUUGAUUGAAUCCCAUCUGGAGGAUAAGAACCUUCAGGGGGCAAUGUCUACAAUUACUCGUGCUCUGAGAAACAUUGACAAAGCCCCACUGAACAUUGCUGUGACUGGAGAAACAGGGACAGGUAAAUCCAGCUUUAUAAAUGCCCUGAGGGGAGUGAGGGAUGAAGAAGAAGGUGCAGCCCCCACUGGGGUGGUAGAGACAACCAUGAAGAGAACUCCAUACCCACACGCAAAGCUCUCCAAUGUGACAAUAUGGGACCUGCCUGGCAUUGGGACCACUAACUUCCCACCACAAAACUAUCUGACAGAAAUGAAGUUUGGUGAGUACGACUUCUUCAUUAUCAUCUCUGCCACACGCUUCAAAGAAAUUGAAACACAUCUGGCCAAAGCCAUUGAAAUGAUGAACACCAAGUUCUACUUUGUUCGAACCAAGAUAGAUCAAGAUGUCAGUAAUGAACAGAGAAGUAAACCUAAGUCUUUCAAUAGAGACAGGGUCUUAAAGAAAAUUAGAGAUGACUGUUCAGGGCAUCUUCAGGAGGCUCUCUCCAGUCAGCCUCCAGUCUUCCUAGUCUCUAACUUAGAUGUGUCUGACUUUGACUUCCCAAAGCUGGAGACCACCCUACUCAAUGAGCUCCCAGCCCACAAGCGCCACAUCUUCAUGAUGUCCUUGCACAGUGUUACUGAGACUGUCAUUGACCGGAAGAGGGAUUUCCUGAAACAGAAGAUCUGGCUGGAGACCUUGAAGGCGGGAGUAUGGGCCACCAUUCCACUUGGGGGCCUCAUCAGAGAUGAAAUACAAAAGUUGGAGGAGACCUUGAAUCUCUACAGGUCUUACUUUGGGUUGGAUGAAGCCUCACUGGGAAAUAUUGCCAAGGAUUUAAAUGUGUCUGUGAAUGAAAUCAAGGCACAUCUUAAAUCUCUCCAUUUGUUAACAAAGAACGAAGACAUGGCCUUCAAAGAAAAACUGUUGAAGUAUACUGAAUAUAUUUCCUAUGUUACUGGAGGACCACUUGCCUCAGGCCUUUACUUUAAAAAGACUUACUAUUGGAAAAGUCUCUUCAUCGAUACUGUAGCAAGUGAUGCCAAGUCUCUUCUUAAUAAGGAAGAGUUCUUAUCUGAGAAGACAGGUUCAUGCAUGUCUGACCUCCCUGAAUACUGGGGAACAUGAAUGGAGCUGUGAGGCACUAACUUUGGAUUGUUUUCAGGCACUGACUUAAAGCCUACUUUUAAGUAGCAAACAUUUUCUGGAAAAGAUUAGAGGAUUCAUGUCUUUCAGAGAUAGACUAUCACUAUAGUGAUAAAGAGUCAUCCACAGUAUAUGAACUCUCUUCCAUUAAAGUAUCAUUAUGAGAAUAUAUGCUUGUACAUGUAUGACUUACAAUAUUUUUGUCUAAUUAAACUGGGAUCAUUUGUCCCAAGGAGAUUCUCAAGCUCUGCAACACUCUAAGAUGAAGAAUUUAGUACACUGUGUAACAAUUUGUGUUUUUCUAUAUCUGCCUCAGUUGCAGAAUAAUGACACAGAGGCUCAUUUAUUUAUGCAUUAAUACCUGUACCUUAGCUAAGCUUAUAACCCAACUAACUUAUAACUAAAUUAACCUGUUUAUACUAUUCUGUGUCUGAGAAUUCUGUGUCUGAGAAUAGACUGGUUGCCUAUUGUCAGUUUCAUGCAUUCAAUUUCCUCCACAACUUUGUAGUGAAUCACUUCAGCCUGACCUUUCCUAAAGUCAGGAAAGUUUUCUCUUUCUCUCUCUCUCUCUCUCUCUCUCUCUCUCUCUCUCUCUCUCUCUCUCUCUGUGUGUGUGUGUGUGUGUGUGUGUGUGUGUGUGUGUGUGUGUGUGUGUCCCUAUUUCUUUCCCCAAGUUGUACUACCUGUUUCCUCCUGCCUUUCUGUGGACAUUCAGCUCUUUGUUGAUAGAUGAUGCUUUGACGGCGUGCACAAGAGCUUGUUCCUACAAUACUCUCAUGAAAUUCUUUGGGGGUUUAGGAAGUAGAGGAGCCUUGUUCCUAGCACACAUCUCCACAUGACAUGGUGUCUCCUUAGACAUGGUAGCCAAACAACAGAUGGGAUGAUGUCCAUUGUCUGUCUUCCCUCCAGGAGGAGAUGGGUAAUGCAUGGAUAAGUAAACACACCUGGAGAUCUGUACCAACACAGACAUUUUAUUCUAUAACCUUCACCAAUCAACCAGAUGAGUUUGAAAUCUGGGUUAUAGGCAACACAGGCUCUAAUUAAAUUGUCAUUUCUUGUGGUGUGGUAAAGGCUCAACAUCUUAAAAUCACGCCUCCUGGUGGACAUGAGGUGCCUAACAUAAGAGCCUAUAGUCUCUCCCUCAACUUUCUUUUCCUCUUUCCUCUCUUCCUAUUCCUCCAGCUUUUCCCCUUCUUAUUCCUCAUUCUUCUCCCCUCUUCUGUCUUUACUUCUCCCCCUGCUUCUGUCUUUCAUUUGCCCACUCGGAUGUGAGACUUGGCAAACGCAGUAUCUACAGGGCAACCUCGCAGCCUAGAAAUCUUUGGAAGAAUUGGUAUUACAGCUUCUGUCCAAACAGCAAGAAUUUUCUCUUCUCAGAGUAAUGGCAAGGAUUUUGUUGUUGGAUAUUUUUUUCAUCUCUAAGGACUUCAAUUGGUUAAAUAGGAGCAUUUAUAUUAGAAGAAGUCAUCUGACAUCUCCUGCUGUAGAGAGAGUCUCUAGUGCAAUGCAUGGAAUCAUCACCUGUCAA